This is a messenger RNA of Suillus bovinus, 1035 nucleotides long. RefSeq lists its product as uncharacterized. The record is from RefSeq and is a predicted model, not a curated record. The coding region runs from base 133 to 843 and encodes 236 amino acids. NCBI's taxonomy places the organism in Eukaryota, Fungi, Basidiomycota, Agaricomycetes, Boletales, Suillaceae. The transcript has a single exon.
AAGGAUGUGAACGCUGAAGUACUCGCCCACGCUAUACUCGACAUUCCGCUUCCACCGGCGAUAGACGCAAGCGUUCAACUCCUCGGUCAACGAAAACGCAGGAACUCGUGUUGCCGAGAAGGCAUCGCUCGCAUGCGUGCAAAGAGAAGGCAGAUGACCGCUGAGGAGAGCGAGGAAGACGGCAAUGGCGGGAUUCGUGCACAACGGACGCGAUUUAAUCAUCUAUCGAGGCCGUCACCUUAUGCAUUGGUGCCGUGGCGGCGUAAAGGUCGCGCAAAGGGACACGAGAGAUCGUAUCUUUCGAGCGGUCAGGCCAACACAAUGUCCGAUAAGACCUCUCAGAUAUCGACCGUAGCAUCAAAUGACAGCUCCCUGUCGUGUUCUCCGUUCAAUCUCUCCGUCCGCGCUUCAUCCAAAUUGCAUAGAUUAGAGUCCAAUUCAGCUCAAGGAACCCAACAUCACACUCUUGUCCCCACAUAUUCACGAUAUCGGUUGGGAGACGAAGAAUCUCAUUAUAACGUCUCUGGCGAACCUCACAACAAGGAGAGACCCUUGAAACAGACCCGAUUCAAAUGCCGCAUUGAGAAAACGAAAGACUUUGCGCAACCCCCACCACCACCGGCAAAUCCAAUACCAGACAAAAAGAGACUGCCGGCCCUGCGUCAGACUACUGGGCACGGGAGUGCGGGUCGUCAGCAUCGGGCUCAUCAUCCCACCAACGCCAGUGUGCGAGUGCGUACAGACAAAGUGGAUGCCAUGCGGCGUGUUCGCUUGAUUACAAUCAGUCCAACUUCGAAACAUGCUCACACGCUGCGGCCAUCGUAUGUUGUAUCAAAUAUCUAGGACAAGGAUCUGUUGUGUGGUUUCACAUUUGUGGUAGCAUUUUAGAAUUGCGCAAGGACGUAUUCCGUAAUCUUCGCUGGAGUUGAUCUAGUAUCCAUUAUUCACAUACAUUGAAUUACAUUCAGCGACAUGGGCCUCAAAAACAUUCGGAAGAACUGGUUUGCACAACAGUCUUGCUUCGAGAUAUGCGUA